AUGGCAAACGUUUCUUGGGCGGCUCUGCUUCAGUUACAAGUGACCGCACUGUUCGGUUUACUCAGCAAGCAUCAGCAGGAGGACAGACAAGAAGGCAGACAACGUGGAGAAGAGCUCACGGAUGAUGAAGCUUGCGAUCCUUUCCAGACAACGACAUCCGAAAGUACGAGAUGUUCGCACAAACUUUACAGCAACAGCGAGGCUUCGGCAACAAUUUCAAGUUCCCUGGUUUCCCAGCCGUCGGCUCCUAACCAGUUGCAGGAAAUGACGAUGAUGACCUCUGUAGUUGAAUUUCUUUGCAAUCAUUGUCAAUAUACAACAUAUAACUUAUUUAUUUUCAUUUCUCUCCACUCCUGCAAUUACCUACUAAAAUACUUCAUACGCCUGUACUAG
Molecule: messenger RNA, 393 nt
Organism: Ostertagia ostertagi
Lineage: Eukaryota; Metazoa; Nematoda; Chromadorea; Rhabditida; Trichostrongylidae
Source: the annotation of a GenBank genome assembly